AUGGACAACCCAAACAAAGAAGAAAUCUCUCGAGGGGACAUGUCACCAAUUUCACCAUUCACCAAAUUCUGCUUGACUUCUCUGCCAUCCAUAGGCAAUUUCAGCAUUCGAGCUGUCGAAGAAGCCAUGGAUAUAGAAAAUGAAGAAGAAGUGAAAACUGAGCAGCAAGAAACUGCACCAAAUCCUUGUGGAUGUCAAAGAACGCACUGUUUAAAGCUCUAUUGCGAGUGCUUUGCAAACAAUAGGUAUUGCAUUGGCUGCAAUUGCCAUUAGAUUAGAUAGAUGGAGAUGCGUCUUUAUAGCCCCCAUUUCUUGGACAUCAUGUGCUUCACAGCUACUGUUGUGAGAUGGACUCCCUCAAGUCAAAUUGAGCCCAGACCAAAACCGGGUCUAUUGUUAACGGUCAUUUUAUGUAUAUGCUGCAUUGCCAUAAUUGUCACAAUCUGCCAAGCUACGAAAAUGCAAGAGAAGAAGCAGUCAAGCAGAUCAUCGAAAGAAAUCCAGGCGCUUUUAGGGAAGACUUCAGCACAAUUCAAAAAGCUUGCCAUUGCAAGAGGUCGAAUUGUGUAAAAAAAUACUGUGAAUGCUAUGAAGCUGGGAAACCCUGCACAGCUUUGUGCAAGUGUGAGGGAUGCAAAAAUGUGGGAAAUCAGUAA
Blepharisma stoltei is the source of this 656-nucleotide messenger RNA. Lineage: Eukaryota; Ciliophora; Heterotrichea; Heterotrichida; Blepharismidae. The record is from the annotation of a GenBank genome assembly.